UGGCUAUGAUUGGUUAGUUCUCUCGUUCGGGACAGCCCAUUCAAUGUAAAAACGCCUCAUCCAGUCUCGUGAUCAAGUGAGGAAGUAAGGAGUGUUUGUUGGGACUUGCGAGGAUACAACGAACAGCCAGCUUCACCGAUAAAAUGGAAAUUCGUGUCGUCUCCAUCUGCCUCUCCCUCUUCGUGCUCACGUAUGCCGAGCCCGUCAAGUAUGUCGAUUGUGGGUCUGCUGUUGCGAAAGUCUCCUCGGUCGAAGUAAGCCCAUGUCCAAAACAACCUUGUGAGCUCAAGAGAGGACAAUCCUACGCCGUUAAUGUGACUUUCCUCAGCGAUGAUGCAAGCCAGACCAGUAAAGCAGUGGUCCAUGGAGUGAUCGCUGGUAUUCCGGUUCCUUUUUCCAUCCCUAAUGAUGACGGCUGUACGUCAGGGGUUGUCUGCCCCAUUCAGAAAGCGAAAACCUACAGCUAUGUCAAUCAGCUGCCAGUCAAGUCUACUUACCCUUCAAUCAAGCUGCUCGUGGAGUGGGAACUGAUGGAUGACUUGGGCAAAGACUUAUUCUGCAUAAAGUUCCCAGUCCAAAUCACAAGCUGAGGGACAUUGUCUUUCUGCACUAAAAGAGGGAAAUACUAUGCAGAGGUCAUAGAUGUGUCUUGUCAGAAAAUGACCUGUUGCCUUUCUAUUGAUUUUAAUUACUUCUUGGGCAAUUAAACAAUUGGCUUGAAUAGCUGCCAGUCUUACGUCAUCAAUCCCAGAGUUGUCCAUGCUGCAAAAGAAAACUGGCUAUGAUUGGUUAGUUCUCUCAUUCGGGACAGCCCAUUCAAUGUAAAAACGCCUCAUCCAGUCUCGAUCAAGUGAGGAAGUAAGGACUGUUUGUUGCGACUUGCGAUGCUAAAAACUUUGCUUUUAUGUGUCUAUCAAAUGAUUGAGUGCUCAUUCAGUCGCUAGUUAAAUCGGAUGGAAACCUUGAUUCAUCAAUCAUGCGAUUGUUCAUUGACGUGUGGCAACUUAGUUUUUUUUUUUUUUUUUCUUCCUAUGAAGAACAGUUUUGAUUUUUAGAAAGGAAGUCUAAGAUUAACAGCACAACAUUGUAGUUUAUCAUGGGGCAAUUGGAGCCUGAUUGCACCUUUAGUAGUCCAGAGUAUGUUCUUUGUCCUGACUAAAGAAGUGUUCUUAAUUUUUAAUUCUGUUGCUGCAGUAGAGUAUCACUGAUCACAAUAAUACAAAAGUUU
Messenger RNA from Anguilla rostrata (American eel), 1228 nucleotides. Its product is annotated as NPC intracellular cholesterol transporter 2-like. The record is from RefSeq and is a predicted model, not a curated record. The coding region runs from base 144 to 590 and encodes 148 amino acids. Lineage: Eukaryota; Metazoa; Chordata; Actinopteri; Anguilliformes; Anguillidae. Gene Ontology annotation, molecular function: cholesterol binding. Gene Ontology annotation, biological process: intracellular cholesterol transport; cholesterol efflux. The transcript has 5 exons.